This is a messenger RNA of Thamnophis sirtalis, 1100 nucleotides long. The record is from RefSeq and is a predicted model, not a curated record. Lineage: Eukaryota; Metazoa; Chordata; Lepidosauria; Squamata; Natricidae.
AUAGAUGAUAUACGGCUUCUGCAAAUCAAAGAUAAUCCUGUUGCCUUGUUUCAGCAGCCACAAUGAAUCAGGGUGGCUAUAAUGAUAGUAUAGAAGUUGCCGGUAUUGUUCUCUACUAUUUCCUGGAAAACUCCUCCAAUGUUAGUUUUGCUUCCAGCCUUUGUAGCUUGAAAACACAGUUGUUAGCACCAAAGUGUUAUAGUGUAUAUGAUGAUGGGGAGCUUCAGACAGAUGGCAAUAAUUUUGGACGAGUAGAAGACAGAGCACUGGGUGAACAAGCACCGGUGGUCGAUGAGGCAAUUUUCCGAAAAAUAGGAGUGCAGUUGGCUGUAAUCGGUGAUAAACUGGCUGCUGAGAUUGAGCACCCAUUUGUGGACAACCUGGCAGAACACUUCAGGAUGGAAAAUGUGCCCAGUCAGGUGAUCACCAAGCACCUGUCUGACGCAGUGAAAAAGGUCGUGGCAAGAAUGCCUCCGGAAAUAGAAAAGGAAAAAGCCAUGUUAGUGGCCGCAAUGGUUUUGGCCAAGAAAGUAGCCAAUGUAGUCCCUGCGUCGCUGCAGCAGGUGUUCAACACAACAGUGAAUUAUAUCAACCAGAACCUCCACAAUUAUGUGAACCAUUUGGCACCUGAGAACUGAACAAAAGGGAUGCACAUCUGAAUGCAAGAACCAAUUUGUUUUUUUAAAAAGUUUUUAAAGAUUAAGAAAAAUCGUGUCAUUUUGGUAUUUUAAUUUUUUGAAUUUUUUAUCAACAGUCAUGUAUUUUCUACAUAGUUGAUUUGAGAUAUGAAUUGGCAGGCCUCCUUUUAUACUUGAAAUCUUGGGCCAUUUUUUAUGUCUCUUAUAGAAGCAAAGUGGUUUUUUUUUAAUUCUCAGGAUUGUGGUGUUGAUGGCAUCUCUCCUUGAAAACAGGAAUAGAAGCUAAUGACCACCUUAAAAUACCAUUAGACAGUCUGUUCUUCCACUUGUUAUAUAAGUGAAUAGUUGAUGGAAUAUGCUUGAUUCAUAGUUGUGAAUUUUUUUUAAAGAAAUGCAUGCUAUUCUGAUCCAUUUAUCUGCCAUUUAAAAAUUGCCAUAAUAUAAAGUCUUAAAAACUUAAAA